GGGCGACGGCGGGUGACUUUGUCUGACUUUGUGGUUGAUAGUGGCGCCACGGCGCAUUGUGCAGAAAAACUAGUUGCGUCUGUGAUCUUAUUGUCACUGCAGCCCUUGAUUUACACUCUGUCUUGAAGUGUGUGUGUUUCUCUGUGUGUUUCUGUGUGUGUAGAAGUUGUAGCUGCUGUGGGAAGAGGUGGCCAAUUACUAGUCGUGCGGUUUUGCUCAUUGUAUUCUAUGCAAGGAUAAGCUUGUAGCAGUGGCAAAGAUUUCGAGGGGGAAAGGCUGAUUUUCCUUGCCUCCUGGGACUGUGAAGAGAGUUAGUAAGUCGUGUUGGAAGAUAUCAGGUUUCUUGGUCGUGAAAAAGAAGGAGAUGUUGCUGAUACUGGAUGUAGACCAGGCCAGUAGCAGUUAAUGUCCACUUGGACAUAGGGCCGGGGAGGUUCCCACUGUUUGAAGGCAAGCCACUGAGUUGCAGUGGCAGAGCCUGUUGUAGGACCCGGCCAUGUCCUGUUGCUCCAUUUUGGUUCAUUUAUCUUGUCCUUUAAUACCAAUUUACUUCAACAUGCAUGUUAGGUAAGAAUUAUAGGAAGAAUUACAGCGUUUGUACUUGUAGACAGGAGUCAAAAUUGAUUAAUUUCACUAUUCAUAGUGGUUACUGUCUUAAAUAUGCUAUUGUUCGAUGUAGUAGGAAUCCUACAUUUUCAGACAGCACAUAUUCAGUAAAGGAAUUCCUAUCAUACUUUUCUCAAGGAAGGCCUACUAAAUAGAGAUUUGAAAGAAUAGAUUUAUCAGAUGCAAUCCAAUACAUCUUGUAGUAGAAUUAGAAAACAUAGCAAUUUUAGCAUAGAGAUUCUCUUGACACUAGAAUUAUAAAUCAUAGUCUGUCCUGAGGCUGUGUAAUAGAAACAUGCAAUGGUUUGGGUUGGAAGGGACAUUAAAGAUCAUCUAGUUCCAACCACUCUGCUGUGGGCUGGAACACCUUUUACUGUGAUGCCUUUUACUAGACCAGGUUACUCCAAGCCCCAUCCAACCUGACUGUGACCUUGACCACUUCAGGGAUGAGGCAUCCACAGCUUCUCUGGGCAUCCUGUCCCAGUGCUUCACCACCCUCUGAGGGGUUCAUGCACUGAGUUGAACAGUGCAGGUUGAAAGCUGAGUAUGUAAAUAAUGUUUCCAACAUGUCUGUGCAGUCCCUGCUUUGUGAAAGAAUUGCUGUUGCCAAAGACUUGAUUAAGAGAGCGGAAGCCCUUUCCAAGUCCCAGAAAAGGAGAAUAGAAGGUGGGGCAAAGCUAUGUGGCAAACUGAAGGCCGAGCUAAAUUUCUUACACAAGGUAGAGGCAGGGAAAGUGGCCAUUAAAGAAUCCCAUCUGCAGAGUACAAACCUUACCCACCUCCAAGCCAUUAUUCAAUCAGCAGAGAACCUGGAGGAUGUUGUCAGCGUCCUCCAUGUCUUUACUUACGAGGACAGGUUUGGAGACAAACAGACGCUGGUGGUAGAUGUCGUCGCCAAUGGAGGUCACACAUGGGUGAAGGCCAUCGGUCGUAAAGCCGAGGCCCUGCAUAACAUCUGGCUGGGAAGAGGACAGUAUGGUGACAAAAGUGUCAUUGAGCAGGCAGAGGACUUCCUGCAAGCAAGCCGUCAGCAGCCAGUGGAGUACAGCAAUCCCCACAUCGUCUUUGCAUUCUACAACAGUGUGUCCAGUCCUAUGGCAGAGAGGCUCAAGGAGAUGGGAAUAUCUGUGAGAGGAGAUGUUGUUGCUGUGAACUCACUGGUAGAGCCAUCUGCAGAAAAUGAGCAUCUUAACUCCAGUGAAUCAGAUGAAGAAGGCCCUGAGCUCCUGCAGGUGACAAGAGUAGACCGGGACAAUUUAGUGGCCAGCAUUGCUUUCCCUACCCAGAUUAAAGUAAACGUCUGCAAUAGAGUUAAUUUGGACAUCACUACCUUAAUAACCUACGUCUCUGCGCUGAGCUAUGGUGGCUGCUACUUUGUCUUCAAAGAAAAAGUGCUGACCGAGCAAGCAGCCCAAGAAAGACGGGAGAAAGUCCUGCCUCAGCUGAAGGAGUUCAUGGAGGGAAAAGAGCUCUUUGCCUGUGAAUCUGCUGUCAGAGAUUUUCAGUCCAUCUUGGAAACACUAGGAGGACCUGGGGAGAAAGAGCGAGCUGCAUUACUUGUUAAAAGAAUUAACGUGGUGCCAGAUCAGCCCUCUGACCGUGCCUUAGGACUGGUGGCUAGUUCAAAAAUCAACAGCCGCUCUCUAGCCAUUUUUGGGACAGGAGACACUUUAAAAGCCAUCACCAUGACUGCAAAUAGUGGGUUUGUGAGGGCAGCGGCAAAUCAAGGUGUUAGGUUCAGUGUUUUUGUCCAUCAGCCACGAGCACUGACAGAAAGCAAAGAAUCUUUUGCCACACCUCUACCGAAGCACUGCCCAUCUGAUAAUGGAGUAUAAGUCAUUAAAUGAGUUGGUAAUGGAAAUACUUCAGGUACUGCAUUGGAGACAUUUGGAGAUACAGAAGAACCAUAGCAAUGCAGUUUUGGGUGUGUAUCAAUGAUGAUACUAGCAGUGGAAGAGCUCCUCAAGGGAUUUGUAAUAUCUUUACUCCUUCCUUGAGGUUAUUUUUUUGUCCAGCUGACCAUUAAUUUAUUCACUAAAGUAAUAAGAAUUCAAUGACAAUUGUUAACUGGCUUACAAUGUAUUGAUUGUAUCGAUCCCCAUUAAAAAGUUCAGUUAAAGCACA
Messenger RNA from Catharus ustulatus (Swainson's thrush), 2730 nucleotides. RefSeq names its product chromosome 1 C7orf25 homolog (gene C1H7orf25). The transcript has 2 exons. The record is from RefSeq and is a predicted model, not a curated record. Bases 1173 to 2441 code for a protein of 422 amino acids. Lineage: Eukaryota; Metazoa; Chordata; Aves; Passeriformes; Turdidae.